AAAAAAAACCCAAAAAACAAAAACAAAAACAAAAAAACCCCAAAACAUUGUGAAUGCUGCAUGCCUCAUGCUUCCCAGCGCCUCGCGGGAGAGACCCGGCCAUAGAGCAGGAGAAGUGGCGGCCCCUGACUUGCUGGAUCCUAAAACUGCCGCUCAGAACUCUAAACCGAGGCUCUCGUUCUCCACGAAACCCACCGUGCUUGCUUCCCGGGUGGAGACUGACACGACCAUUAAUGUUAUGAAAUGGAAGACGGUCUCCACGAUCUUCCUGGUGGUCGUCCUCUAUCUGAUCAUCGGAGCCACAGUGUUCAAAGCGUUGGAGCAGCCUCACGAGAUUUCCCAGAGGACCACCAUUGUGAUCCAGAAGCAGACGUUCAUUUCCCAGCACUCCUGUGUCAAUUCGACUGAGCUGGACGAACUCAUCCAGCAAAUAGUGGCAGCAAUAAAUGCAGGGAUUAUACCUUUAGGAAACACCUCCAAUCAAAUCAGUCACUGGGAUUUGGGAAGUUCCUUCUUCUUUGCUGGCACUGUUAUUACAACCAUAGGAUUUGGAAACAUCUCACCACGCACAGAAGGGGGAAAAAUAUUCUGUAUCAUCUAUGCCUUACUGGGAAUUCCCCUCUUUGGUUUUCUGUUGGCUGGAGUUGGAGAUCAACUAGGAACCAUAUUUGGAAAAGGAAUUGCAAAAGUGGAAGAUACAUUUAUUAAGUGGAAUGUUAGUCAAACCAAGAUUCGAAUCAUCUCAACAAUCAUAUUUAUACUGUUUGGCUGUGUACUCUUCGUUGCUCUGCCUGCAAUCAUAUUCAAGCACAUAGAAGGCUGGAGUGCCCUGGACGCCAUUUAUUUUGUGGUUAUCACUUUAACAACCAUUGGCUUUGGCGACUACGUUGCAGGUGGAUCAGAUAUUGAAUAUCUAGACUUCUAUAAGCCUGUCGUAUGGUUUUGGAUCCUUGUAGGGCUUGCUUACUUUGCUGCUGUCCUGAGCAUGAUUGGAGACUGGCUCCGAGUGAUAUCAAAAAAGACAAAAGAAGAGGUGGGAGAGUUCAGAGCCCAUGCUGCUGAGUGGACAGCCAACGUCACGGCCGAAUUCAAGGAAACCAGGAGGCGGCUGAGUGUGGAGAUUUACGACAAGUUCCAGCGUGCCACCUCCAUAAAGCGGAAGCUCUCCGCAGAACUGGCUGGAAACCACAACCAGGAGCUGACUCCCUGUAGGAGGACCCUGUCAGUGAACCACCUCGCCAGCGAGAGGGAUGUCUUGCCUCCCUUACUGAAAACUGAAAGUAUCUAUUUGAACGGAUUGACGCCACACUGUGCAGGCGAGGAAAUUGCUGUUAUUGAGAACAUUAAGUAGCCCUCUCUUUGAAGAGCCCUAGGCAUAGCCAUAGGCUCAACUCCGCAGUCCUUUACCCCACAACUCCUGUUUGAAUACCAUACCUUGCUGGAAACAGCGUGUAAAAUGACCGGAGUGAUGAUGCCCGAAGAAGGACUAGAUGCCAAAUUAGAUGGACAUUGAAGCAACACUCAGAAACCCUAGCGUUAAAGGCACUGCAGAGAAAUGAGGUGCAAAGACGGCCCCUCUGAGUAUUUAUUUGACUCAGGUACCAAUGGUACAUAUAUACAGUGUAAUUAUUACCAGGCCAGUAAAACUGACUGCUCUCAAUCAGUCCCUUUUUUCCUGGCAGUAUUUAAAAUUUAUCAUUUUUGACUAACUAUAUAUACAUCUUUUAACAGUGGAAGAAGGAAAGCCAUAUAUAUAUAUAUCCAUAUAUAUACAUAAAUGAUCUGACAAAACUAUGAAAAUGGGUAUUCUUGAAGGCGAAUUUAGACAGUUGGUGUGAAUUGCCAUUUGGAUGAAAAGAAGACAGUAAAACGAUGUGUUACAAGCAUUUGCUAAUAAACAUUGUACUGCCAGCAUCUAUUUGCUUUUUGAUGUAUGAAAAGCUCAUAUCAUUUUCUUUCCUUGGGUAACUUCUGCCAGAUGAGGGGAGGGAAUGUAGGAGGCAGAGCUGGGCACAGUCCUGACCUUCUGUGGGUGUACCUCUGGAGUUGUGGCUGAGUGUGAGAGCAGAGUUGAAACUGGGAUCACUGUGAUUUUGCACAUGGAAAAAUGCAGAUUGCAGGCAUAAUUCAUCUCUGACAUUAGAGAAAAAGCUGUUAUAGCACAAUUUAAAUCUUGAGAGUUUUUUUUUUUUAAAGAUAGAAAAGGCUGUUAAUCCUCUUUAGUUUAAUUUUAUAUCUUGCAACUCUUUGGAUGUUUUCAAGAUUCAGAAGAAAUUCAGUAAAGGCACCUAGUAGAUUGCUACUCUUUCUUUUAUUUUCAUACACAGAUCUGCUGUACAUUGUAAAUAUAAUUUGUAAAAUGCAGAAAGAAAAUGAUUUCCCUAAAUAUAAUUGCAAAACAUUACUUUUAUUCUUGGGGGUCAGGGGGUGUAUCUGAAUAAGUGGCAUUCAGAUUAGGGUCUUAAAAAAUAAACCCAGGAUCUUAAAAAAAAAAAACUUAAUAGAUGCUUAUUUUCCAAAGUUUAAAUUUAAGCUAGAAAUGUAAAUAUUCAGUUAACUUGUUGAAGGUACUUUUAUAAACUUAAAAAAUUCUAACCAAAAUUUUAGAAAGUCAGGCUCUUUUAGAAGGAA
Molecule: messenger RNA, 2631 nt
Organism: Lagenorhynchus albirostris (white-beaked dolphin)
Lineage: Eukaryota; Metazoa; Chordata; Mammalia; Artiodactyla; Delphinidae
Gene: KCNK2
Product: potassium two pore domain channel subfamily K member 2
Exons: 8
Coding region: 68-1351 (427 amino acids)
Biological process (GO): stabilization of membrane potential; potassium ion transmembrane transport
Cellular component (GO): membrane
Molecular function (GO): potassium ion leak channel activity; outward rectifier potassium channel activity
Source: RefSeq, a predicted model, not a curated record